GCUCUUGUUGCGGCUGCUGCCGGCGCCUCGGCCCAGGCCGUCGUUGGCACCGCCUACGGCUUCGCCAAGGGUGUCACAGGUGGUGGAUCGGCCGCCGCCGUCACUCCUUCUACGGCCGCCGAGCUCGCCACCUACCUCUCUGACGAUGUGGCUCGUGUCAUCCUGAUCACCAAGGAGUUUGAUUUCACCGGCACCACCUCGAGCGGAUCGGGCUGCAACAGGAAAAGCUGCAGUGCGACCAACGGAGGCCAGUACUACCUUGGGACCCUUUCCUGCGCCGCCACCGACGACAUCGUUGCCGUCAGCUCCAUCAAGUACGACACUGCCGGGCUUACUGCUCUCAAGGUCGGCAGCAACAAGUCCAUUCUGGGUGUCGGCGGAAAGGGCGUCUUGAAUGGCAAGGGUCUGUCUCUGAUCAAGAACGCAAAGAACGUCAUCAUCCAGGGCGUCGAGUUCACCAACAUGAACCCCGGUGUCGUAUGGGGUGGCGAUGCCCUCGACUUCCAGGGAGGCAACGACGGUGUCUGGGUCGACCACAACAAGUUCUCCCAAGUCGGCCGCAUGUUCAUCGUCUCCCACUACGACGCCUCGCGCCUGACCAUUUCCAACAACGAGUUUGACGGCACCACCACCACCUCGGCUAGCUGCAACAACGACCACUACUGGACCAUGAUGUUCUACGGCGAUGGCGACAAGGUCACUCUCGACCGCAACUACCUCCACAACGUGUCCGGCCGCGCCCCCAAGCUCGGCGAGGACGGCAAGACCGGCACCUUCCACGCCGUCAACAACUACUUUGAGAACAUGAAGGGCCACGCCUUUGACGCCUACUCGGGCGCCCAGGCCCUCGUCGAGGGCAACGUCUUCUCCAGCGUCACCACGCCCGUCACCGCCAAUGGCGCCAAAAUCUCCACUUUUGUCGUCAACGGCGGCUCCGCCUGCUCCGCCACCCUGGGCCGCUCCUGUCUCGCCAACAGCGUCGACUCGGCCUCGGGCAAGCUGACCGGCGGCUCCUCGUCGUCCUUCAUCUCCGCCAUCACAAACGACGUCUCCCCGCUCGCCGUCGCCGACGUCGCCGCCCACGUCAAGGCCAACGCCGGCCCCGCGAAACUCGGCUCC
Molecule: messenger RNA, 1119 nt
Organism: Didymella exigua CBS 183.55
Lineage: Eukaryota; Fungi; Ascomycota; Dothideomycetes; Pleosporales; Didymellaceae
Product: polysaccharide lyase family 1 protein
Exons: 2
Molecular function (GO): pectate lyase activity
Source: RefSeq, a predicted model, not a curated record